Messenger RNA from Guillardia theta CCMP2712, 1125 nucleotides. RefSeq lists its product as hypothetical. Bases 1 to 1125 code for a protein of 374 amino acids. Lineage: Eukaryota; Cryptophyceae; Pyrenomonadales; Geminigeraceae. The transcript has 3 exons. Gene Ontology annotation, biological process: protein autophosphorylation; intracellular signal transduction; peptidyl-serine phosphorylation. Gene Ontology annotation, cellular component: cytoplasm; nucleus. Gene Ontology annotation, molecular function: calcium-dependent protein serine/threonine kinase activity; calmodulin binding; ATP binding. The record is from RefSeq and is a predicted model, not a curated record.
AUGGGCUGCGGGUCAAGCUCGAAUACCCUCCGGGAAGAACUGAAGCAUCAUGGGAAGAACGAGCCUAUUCAAGAUUAUUAUGUUUUCAAAGAGAUCCUCGGAGUCGGAAGUUUCGGUGUUGUCCGCGAGGGUCUUAACAAGGCGACUGGGGAGGAUGUAGCAGUGAAGAGAAUUGCGAGAGAUUCGAAGAUGACUUCGACAAAGAUUGCGCAAGAGCUGAUGGUGAUGAGGAGGGUCAAUCAUCAAUGCUGCAUCCGAUUGAUUGACGUCUUCUACGAUGAUCUCCAUAUCUUCUUGAUUCAAGAGCUUGCAGCAGGCGGAGAGCUCCUGAUCCGUAUCUCCAAAAAGGAUCACUUCACCGAGAGAGAAGCUGGUCUGCUGUUCAAGCAGGUGCUGUCAGGCCUCGAGUACCUCCACCGUCACGGCAUCUGCCAUCGCGAUGUCAAGCCUGAAAACAUCCUGCUCAUGAGCAAGGACCCCUCAUCCCCCUCCUACAACGACGUCAAGAUCGCUGACUUCGGGUUCGCGUCCAUCAAGGGUCAUUCCAUCCUCAACACCAUGUCGACUCCCUGCGGGACCCCCGAGUACAUCGCGCCGGAGAUCGUGCACAUCUCCUUCGACAAGAGCUUCCAGGAGGGCCUCUACUCCACCAAGGUGGACGUGUGGUCUGCUGGCGCGAUCCUCUACACCAUGCUGUGCGGAACAUCGCCUUUCCUAUGCGAAAACGUCUCGAAGAUGUUGCUGAUGGUGAAGGAAGGCAGCUUCUCCUUCGCCCGCCACCCGUGGGACCGCAUUGGCUCGUCGGCGAAGGAUUUCAUCAAGAGGAUGCUGACAGUGGACGCGGACAGCAGGCCAACAGCUAGCGAGUGUCUGGAGGAUCGGUGGAUCGCAUCCCUUCCUAUCCUCCCACAGAUCAACCUGAACGUGAAGGAGCCACUUGCUGAGUACGUGGCGAGCAGGCGGGCGAAACGUCUAGGGAACGUCGCGCUGGCUGCGACGAGGAUAAGGAGGCUGAGCACUCACAAGUUCAUCUCGGAUGCUCUUGGGAAUCCGCACGUGGAGGUGAAGUCGCACGAGAACAUCGACGAGGUGGUGGCGACCAUCCAACACCCUGAUGACUCGUGA